Puccinia graminis f. sp. tritici CRL 75-36-700-3 is the source of this 936-nucleotide messenger RNA. RefSeq lists its product as uncharacterized. The transcript has a single exon. Lineage: Eukaryota; Fungi; Basidiomycota; Pucciniomycetes; Pucciniales; Pucciniaceae. Gene Ontology annotation, biological process: phospholipid transport; mitochondrion organization. Gene Ontology annotation, cellular component: ERMES complex. The record is from RefSeq and is a predicted model, not a curated record. The coding region runs from base 1 to 936 and encodes 311 amino acids.
AUGACUCCCUCUCGCACCGCUCCUCUCCUCCUCAAUAACAGUAACUACUCGACAUGGUCAUUCCUAAUGACAGCCAAGCUUAGCAAGAUCGGAUCCCUUGGAGUCGUUCUUGGCUCAGUUCAGAAACCGGUGAUAGAGAAAGAUAAACCACCGAGCGAAAAAUCGAUCGCUUAUGAGGAAACCAAUCGGAUGGCCUACAUCGAAAUAAUAGAACAUCUCGACGACUCUCAUCUAGCCUACGUAUCCCAAACUCUCCCCGAAGAAGCUUCGUUCUGCGGAUACUCCGUCUGGCACAUACUCAAAAAGAAGUACGCGGGAGAUGAUUACGUUUCAAAAGAUCUCGCUCUCGAAAAAUUUCUCGAUCUCGACUAUCACGGCUCUCCGUCUGAAUUCAUUGCUGAGGUUCGCGCUGCCAAUCACCUGCUUGUCUCAUCAAAGAUCGGUCUCGACGAUCAAGUCAAAACCUCGAUCAUUCUUCGCAAGCUACCCUCAGAAUUCCAGUCGUUCAGGACUGUACUCAGUGUUGGUUGCGCCGGCGACUCCGUGGCGUUGAUGCUCACCCGAUUAGAAAAGUACGCGGCUCAGAACCACCUCGAUCGAGCAUCUUCGGUUCCUUCCCAACAAGCGCUUCUCACCACCGACGACAAGUUUUACAUGUGCCCCCACUGUAAGAAGGGAUUCACCAUUUGCUCUCACUGCGACAAGGCUGGUCAUCGUGAAGCGAUCUGCUUCGAGAAACACCCCGAUCGUCGUCCGACCAAAUCAUCGCCAUCAACAUCCUCAUCCAAAACCACCACUUCAGCUCAGGCUCAUCUUGCUUUCAGUACCCCUCAUGGCUUCACUCCUGAACAGGUCGAAUCUGAACGAAACUUUCAGGCGAUGCUCGCUAACCCCGAAUUCAAGAAACUAAAUAUCAACGCCGAGUAUCGAUUAUAG